AUGCAUCCCAGGGCAGGAGCGCCUCCGCGACCAACAUCAAGCUGCCCACCUGUCGACGAGAUGUGGUGUAUAAGAGCAACUGCAUCAGACGGUCUCCUUCCUCAACCCAAGCUCUCCUCCCCUGCUCCAUUCUGCACAACCACGCCAUCAACAAUGCGUUCCACCACUCUCGCUCUCCUGCUCUUCGCGCUCUCAACCAGCGCUCAGGUCACCGUGACCGUCACAAUGUGGGAGACUGCUUACGCUUCCACUCCGGACUCGAACACCGCCGACUCUGGCAACGACCCCACUCCCACCGCCAACAACUGGUCUCCCUCUGCAACCGACGACGCCGAGGACUCUGGCACUUCCACCUGGAACGACAACUCCAACACCGACGACAACUCGGACUCUAACACCCGCACCAACGACACGCCUGGUACUGCUCCCACCGGCGAGCCGUACACUGCUUCUGACGACUCGGGCUCUGGUGCGACUUCCACUCGUCGCCGCGGUAAAGCUACUACCUGGGCUCCCGCGCCAACCUGGACUCCCGACACUGAUUCCUGGACCCCCGACGCGUCCGAGACCGGUACCUGGACGGAGGACAACGCCUGGACUCCCACCGGCACUGGCACCGGGGAGGCGAGCGACACUGGCACCUGGUCAGCCAAGGACGCCUGGACCGACACGGCUACUGGCUCCUGGAAGCCGACCGGCACUGGCACCCGCUCCGGCAAGGUUACUGGCUCAGCUAAGCCUUCGGGCGCGCAGGAGGUCUACUCGGGCACGACUGGCGCGUGGGUUAGCGGCACCUUCGUCGAGGGCGCAACCUACAAUGGUCCCGCCAUCCCGACCGUCUCUGGUUCUCGUUCCGGCCUCCUCCUUCCCACGGGCAGCGGUGCGCUCAAUGUUCCCGGCACCAACGUCACGGGCAACAUGACCAUUCCCUCCGGUACUGCCAUCCUCCCCCCUGGCGCGAGCGCCAACGCCUCUAUGCCCGGCAACACGCCCAUCACUUCCCCCUCUGAGCCCUCUCCCUCGCCGUCUCCGACCCAGGCUGCCAGUGCUCCCAACUCCGGUGCACUCCGCAGGCGCGAGCUCACCAAGAAGACCCAGUAUGGCCUCGUCCUUGGCGCCGCUGGCGGCCUCGUCCUCGCCGGCACGCUCCUGUGA
Molecule: messenger RNA, 1155 nt
Organism: Trichosporon asahii var. asahii CBS 2479
Lineage: Eukaryota; Fungi; Basidiomycota; Tremellomycetes; Trichosporonales; Trichosporonaceae
Exons: 2
Coding region: 1-1155 (384 amino acids)
Source: RefSeq, a predicted model, not a curated record